This is a messenger RNA of Bactrocera latifrons, 654 nucleotides long. RefSeq names its product thyroid transcription factor 1-associated protein 26. The transcript has 2 exons. The record is from RefSeq and is a predicted model, not a curated record. NCBI's taxonomy places the organism in Eukaryota, Metazoa, Arthropoda, Insecta, Diptera, Tephritidae. Bases 91 to 486 code for a protein of 131 amino acids.
GGUUAAACAAAACAGUCAAUAAAUCUUCCAUGUGCGAAUUGAAAAUUUGUUUUACCUUUCACUGUAAAUAAACAAAAAAUUUGUUAAAAUAUGGGAAACUCAAAGCCGAAAGUGAAAAAUAAUAAUGCUGUGAAGCGGCACCAGCAAAAUAAGCGAAAACUGCUAAAUAAUGGAAAACAACAGUAUAAGUCUAAUAAACCUAAUUUUCCAAACUCAAACCAAUGGCGCCGGAAAAAGCCACAAGACGAGGGCAGAAAACAAAAAUUAAAGGAACGCGAAGAACUAAGAUUGCAAAAAAUUUCAGAAUCCAAAGCUGAAAAGGAGCGUGUGCAGCGUGAAAAAGAGGAACGCAUACGAAAUUACAAGAAAAAACGUUUAGAGAAAACCAAAGUGAUUAGCAAGAAAACCAAACGCGGUCAGCCGCUAAUGAAGGAUCGCAUGGAAUUGUUAUUGAAACAAAUACAAGAAAUGAAGCGUGGGACAUAGUUAAGAAAUAUGGAAAAUAAUGAAUAGUUUGUAGGAUUCAAGAGGAACGUGUUACGUAAAUGAAAAUAAAAAAUUAAGAUAUUUUUCAUCAGGAUGAAAAACUUAAGCGUUAUCAUACAAUAAUGUUAGAAAAUAAAUAAUUAUAGCUAAAUAAAAAUUAAUAAUAUA